AUGGCGCCCUUUUCAAGCCUCUGCGCCACCCUAACCCAAGCAUAUCCUCCUGCUCCAGCUUUCACUGAGGCAAAUAUCCCCCCAGGCUCGCAAAAUGGUCGUGUUUUUAUUGUGACAGGUGGAAAUGCGGGUAUUGGACUUGAACUGUGCAAGAUCCUCUACGCCGGCGGAGCAACUGUCUAUAUGGCGUCUCGAUCCCAGGCCAAAGCAGAAACGGUCAUCAAAACGAUCACCGAGGCAUCGACAUCCAAGAAUACCAGUGGUAAACUGAAGUUCCUGCAUCUGGAUCUGAACGAUCUCUUGGUCGUCAAAGCUGCAGCAGAAAGCUUUGGGCAGCAGGAAGAUAAGCUAGAUGUGCUGUGGAACAAUGCCGGCACCGGCGCUAACGCCGUCACGAUUGGCCAACGCACAGCCCAAGGCUUCGAGCCUAUGAUAGGAAUGCACUGUAUUGCGACACUUCUUUUCACUAAACUCCUCCUCCCACAGCUGCGCGCCGCCACCAUUGCUUCUGGCAGGAGUGGCAAGACUCGCGUUGUCUGGACAUCGAGCGCUCUGGCAGAGGUGGGCUCAUCAACCAACGGCAUCAAUUUCGAGCAGUUGGACAAAGGAACAAAUAACCGCACUGAGAACUACGGGGCAUCCAAAGCGGGCACCUGGAUCCUCAGUCGGGAAUUUGCUCGUCGAUACGCCAAGGAUGAAAUCGUCAGUGUUUGUCUGAAUCCGGGCUUCUUGAAGACAGCUUCCUUCAAUGGGACCCCUGCAGCCGUCAUGUUCAUCUUGAACAAGGUUGUCCUGAGUGAUGCGAUCUACGGCGCGUACACGGAACUUUAUGCCGGACUCUCGCCCGACAUCACGUUGGAAAAUAGCGGUUCGUACAUCAUUCCCUGGGGUCGGAUCCGCCCUAAUGAGGCUACUCCACGACAGGAUCUCAUCAAGGCGGGGGGUACCAAGGAGGAAGGGGGUCUGGAUUAUGGGAGUAAGUUCUGGGCUUGGUGUGAAGGGGAAUGGAGGAGUUAUGUGUAG
Penicillium hordei is the source of this 1023-nucleotide messenger RNA. RefSeq lists its product as uncharacterized. NCBI's taxonomy places the organism in Eukaryota, Fungi, Ascomycota, Eurotiomycetes, Eurotiales, Aspergillaceae. Bases 1 to 1023 code for a protein of 340 amino acids. The transcript has 2 exons. The record is from RefSeq and is a predicted model, not a curated record.